This is a messenger RNA of Gymnogyps californianus (California condor), 878 nucleotides long. Its product is annotated as beta-adrenergic receptor kinase 1-like. Bases 54 to 878 code for a protein of 274 amino acids. Gene Ontology annotation, biological process: regulation of the force of heart contraction; G protein-coupled receptor signaling pathway; regulation of signal transduction. The transcript has 9 exons. Gene Ontology annotation, molecular function: ATP binding; G protein-coupled receptor binding; G protein-coupled receptor kinase activity. Lineage: Eukaryota; Metazoa; Chordata; Aves; Accipitriformes; Cathartidae. The record is from RefSeq and is a predicted model, not a curated record.
CGGUCCGGCGGCGGUGGGCGGUGGGGCCGGCGGGGCCGGCGGCGCGGCGCAAGAUGGCGGACCUGGAGGCGGUGUUGGCGGACGUGAGCUACCUGAUGGCCAUGGAGAAGAGCCGCGCCGCGCCCGCCGCCCGCGCCAGCAAGAGGAUCCUCCUGCCCGAGCCCAGCAUCCGCAGCGUCAUGCAGAAGUACCUGGAGGACCGGGGAGAGGUGACGUUCGACAAGAUCUUCACGCAGAAGAUCGGGUACCUGCUUUUCCGGGACUUCGCCUUUAACCAGGCAGAGGAGGCCAAACCCCUGAUGGAGUUUUAUGAGGAGAUCAAGAAGUACGAGAAGCUGGACUCUGAGGAGGAGCGAACCACGCGGAGCCGCCACAUCUUCGACCAUUACAUCAUGAAGGAGCUGCUGGCCUGCUCCCACCCCUUCUCCAAGAGUGCCACGGAGCAUGUCCAGAGCCGCCUGAGCAAGAAGCAGGUGCCCCCGGACCUCUUCCAGCCCUACAUUGAGGAGAUCUGCCAGAACCUGCGUGGGGGCAUCUUCCAGAAAUUCAUCGAGAGUGACAAGUUCACGCGGUUCUGCCAGUGGAAGAACGUGGAGCUGAACAUCCAUCUCACCAUGAACGACUUCAGCGUUCACCGAAUCAUCGGCCGCGGCGGUUUCGGGGAGGUCUACGGCUGCCGGAAAGCGGAUACGGGCAAAAUGUACGCCAUGAAGUGUUUGGACAAGAAACGCAUCAAGAUGAAGCAGGGCGAGACCCUGGCCCUCAACGAGCGCAUCAUGCUGUCCCUCGUCAGCACCGGGGUGAGGGGACACGGGCACCGGGCAGAGCUGGCACCCCGGUUACAGGCUGUGGCACGGGCGAGGGGAGAGGGACAAUGA